ACAAAAUGAAGUAACAGUUAUCGAGGGCGAUGAAUAUGAAGUGGAAUGUCUAGUUGAUUCCAAUCCUGAAACGAAUGGAAUAUGGAUACAUCCAGAUGGUUCUCUCUCUGCUGGAUCAACACUGACACUAAACAACAUAUCACGUAGUGACACUGGCACUUACACCUGCUUUGCAGAAACUGUAUUUUGGGAUGGAUCAAUCGCGUCAGACAAUGAUUCUUUGCAUUUUGAUGUUCAGUAUCUGGCCAAUAUUUCCCUUUUUGGUUCAACUAAUGUAUAUGAAGGAAGCGAUGUUGUUUUACUCUGUGCAACAACUGAUGCGAACCCUCAUCCUUAUGAAAUGUAUAUAAACCACACAGAUGACAAUGGCAAUGAAAAUGUAGUGGCGGAAGUAGAGUAUGACUUACAUCUACUUUAUAUCAUUACAUCAAUUAGUGAUGAACAGAGUGGAACUUACACAUGUUAUGCAGCAACACGUUUUCACGACGAUACGAUCGGCAUAAGUACCAGUGAUGAAAUAGCAGUAAACGUACUUCAGUAUUCACCUGACAAUAAUAGUUCUACAGACGGAGCGAUAGUUACAUUAAUUGUUGUAAUUGUUCUGCUAUUUGCUGCUAUUGUGAUAUCAUGGAUAUACAUAUUACAUUUACGACGACAUUCACAGGCAGAG
Molecule: messenger RNA, 670 nt
Organism: Saccoglossus kowalevskii
Lineage: Eukaryota; Metazoa; Hemichordata; Enteropneusta; Harrimaniidae
Product: myelin-associated glycoprotein-like
Source: RefSeq, a predicted model, not a curated record